This is a messenger RNA of Mesorhabditis belari, 912 nucleotides long. NCBI's taxonomy places the organism in Eukaryota, Metazoa, Nematoda, Chromadorea, Rhabditida, Rhabditidae. The record is from the annotation of a GenBank genome assembly.
AUGUACUCGAAGAUCCAUUUGACUUUUGCUUUGCGUCAAACACUCCUCGUUUUCGAAAAUUCCCGUGACAACAACCACAAAAAGAUGCCUAGCGUUUUUGAGCUAGAGUUCACCUACUACAAGGAUGCAAAGGAAAAGCUGAACAUCACCGCCGUCGACACGCCGCAAAAUCUCCUCGAUCGAUCGACGUUUCACGAGGAAUGGAAAACGGAUCUCUACUUGAAGGAUUUUUACACAAAAGUCGAGGACUCGGCUAUGCAAAUGGUGUUGACGUUUUUGCCAGUGGUCGUGCAAAGGAUUGGACCUGUGAAAAGGGUGAUCGAUUUUGGAGCAGGACCCACAAUUCAUGUGUCUGUCUGCUUCAGGAAUACGGCUGAUGAGCUCUACCUUGCCGACUAUCUACCGCAGAAUCGAAAAGCGCUUCAAGAAUGGUUUGACGAGAAAAUGGACUUUGAUUGGUCUGUUCCACUAAAAAUCAUUGACACACGAGAGGGCGGAAACUGGUCAAACAUCAAAAAUAUGGAGCCAGCAGCAAGGAAAAAGGUGAAAGGAAUCUAUCAUUGUGAUUGUUUUGAAGAUCCAGCGAUCAAGUGUUCCGAGGAUUUACAAGGGACGUUUAAUGUUCUUGUCACAAUUUUCUGCGUUGAGUACUGUUGCAACACGUUUGACGAGUACAAAGCCUCGAUCAAGAAUAUGAGUCGACAAAUCGCGCUCGGUGGAUAUUUGGUGAUGGGCGGCGUUUUCGAGGAGACGUGGUGCUCGUUUGGUGGACGAAAUUUCACGUGUCUCUACAUUACUCAAGAAAUGAUGAUGGAAGCAUUUAAAGAGGCUGGUCUUUCCAUGGAAAACGAUAAGGCUUGCGUGCUUUAUGAGGUAAACGGAAUGUACAUGGUGGUGGCGAAGAAAAUCGAG